Molecule: messenger RNA, 1067 nt
Organism: Cryptomeria japonica (Japanese cedar)
Lineage: Eukaryota; Viridiplantae; Streptophyta; Pinopsida; Cupressales; Cupressaceae
Product: serine/threonine-protein kinase CTR1-like
Exons: 1
Coding region: 1-1047 (348 amino acids)
Biological process (GO): protein phosphorylation
Molecular function (GO): ATP binding; protein kinase activity
Source: RefSeq, a predicted model, not a curated record
AUGAGUAAGACUUUGGAGGCAAUGAAAUCAAAUUUCAAUUCAAUAAGAACAGGAGGAUCAAGCCCAGCACUACUAGAUCGAAUUGAGGUUGAGUUCUAUGGAAGCCCUGUCAACCUCAAGAGUCUUCCACAAGUUAGUGUGAUAGAAGGAAAUUCUCUUUUGAUUCAGCCAUUUGAUAAGUCCAGUGUAAAGCCUAUUGAAAAAGCCAUUAGCAAAUCUAAUCUGGGUUUAACUCCAAGCAGUGAUGGAAAUAUAAUUCGAUUAAAUAUUCCACAGCUGACAGCUGAAAGAAGAAAGGAUGUUGCUGUGAAGAUCCUCAUAGAUCAAGAUUUGUAUGAAGAGCGACUUAAGGAGUUCCUGAGAGAGGUUGCAAUCAUGAUACGUUUGCGACAUCCCAAUGUUGUCCUUUUCAUGGGCGCUGUAACAAAGCGUCCCAACUUGUCAAUUGUGACUGAAUAUUUACCAAGGGGAAGCUUGUAUCGUCUUAUUCAUAGAGCAGGACAAAGGGAGUUACUGGAUGAAAGGCGACGAUUGCGAAUGGCACUAGAUGUGGCCAAGGGAAUAGACUAUUUACAUCGGUAUGACCCUCCUAUUGUUCAUCGAGAUCUGAAGUCUCCUAAUUUAUUGGUUGACAAGACGUGGAAAGUGAAGGUUUGUGAUUUUGGUUUAUCACGAUUCAAGGCAAAUACAUUCAUCUCUUCCAAAUCUGCAGCGGGAACGCCUGAAUGGAUGGCUCCUGAAGUGCUUCGUGAUGAACCAUCCAAUGAGAAAUCUGAUGUCUAUAGUUUUGGUGUAAUUCUUUGGGAACUUGUCACUAUGCAGCAACCGUGGAGUGGCUUAAGUCCAGCUCAGGUUGUUGGAGCUGUUGGUUUUCAAAACAGAAGGCUUGCAAUUCCACCGGAUAUGCUCCCUGAAAUAGCUUCCUUAAUUGAGGCUUGCUGGGCCAAUGACCCAAGACAGCGACCGAGUGUUUCAAAUAUUAUGGAUUCUUUAAUAGCAUUGCUAAAGCCUUCAGCCGCACAACCUGUUCAUGGUGGGAAGUCAUAACUUUCUUCAAAGGUGUGCAU